Messenger RNA from Seminavis robusta, 3393 nucleotides. The record is from the annotation of a GenBank genome assembly. Lineage: Eukaryota; Bacillariophyta; Bacillariophyceae; Naviculales; Naviculaceae.
CGCACGCCUUUGAGAAUGAGUCAAAGAAUUCUGUGGCUUCGAACUCAGCGACCAUGGCAACAGUGGUGGCAGGAGUUCAAAGUUAUUGCGACUGCUCAUUUUUCUCCCGGCCAGCGACAAAUCAGGGCCUAAAUUGGUUGCUUGUUCUGAAGAAAGGGAAAUCCUAGUAGCUAGGCAACUCAAGAACUGAAAUAAAGAGGAUAGCCUCCAGCCAAAUUUCUUCAUUACCCCUUUAAACAUCAAGGCAAGCCAAGAGACAAAAGCAACCUACCUGAUGCCUUCUGUCACCGUGUUCCAUCAAGUGUGUGGCAUCACGUCCCUGAUGAUGCUGCUGUCGGUUUGGAGAAAUCCUGGAAAAGUGUUGGUUCGUUCAUUUUCCACGCCAAGGACGUCUUUUCUGGUCACCCAACAACGUCACCAGAGAUGGGUAUCUGCUUCCAAUCGUCUCUCGGCGUCGGAUGAUAACACUCCCGAAUGGACCACCGACAAGGUCCGCAGUGCUUUUGUCGAGUUCUUUGAAGAUCAAGAACACACCAUGGUCCCUAGCAGUGCCUGUGCCCCACUCAAUGAUCCCACCCUGCUCUUUACCAACGCUGGAAUGAACCAAUUCAAACCCAUCUUUUUGGGACAAGCUGAUCCCAAUUCACCCCUGGCGUCCUUGACGCGAGCUUGCAAUUCGCAAAAAUGCAUCCGAGCCGGUGGAAAACACAACGAUUUGGAAGAUGUGGGCAAAGAUACCUAUCAUCAUACCUUUUUUGAAAUGCUCGGGAGUUGGUCGUUUGGCGACUAUUUCAAAAAGGAAGCCAUUGAAUGGGCGUGGCAGAUAUUGACAGACGUCUACAAACUCAAUCCGGAUCAAAUGUAUGCCACCUACUUUCAGGGAAAUGAUGAUGUGCCCAUGGAUACCGAGGCUAGAGAUUUAUGGUUGCAGUUUCUACCGCCGGAACGAGUCAUUGGAUGUGAUGCCAAAGAUAACUUUUGGGAGAUGGGAGACACUGGUCCUUGUGGUCCCUGCAGUGAGAUUCAUUACGAUCGUAUUGGCAAUCGAGAUGCAGCCGCCCUGGUCAAUGCCGAUCAUCCAGAUGUCAUUGAAAUCUGGAACAUUGUCUUUAUUCAAUACAACCGAAACUCUCCCACCGAUUUGGCUACCCUACCAGCACAACACAUUGAUACGGGCAUGGGUCUAGAACGAUUGGUUUCCAUUUUGCAAGGCAAGUCGAGCAACUACGACAUUGAUGUCUUUACACCACUCUUUGAUGCCAUUGCCAAACAUUCCAAGGUGGGACCCUACCAACGCAAGGUCCUGGAAGACGAUGUCACGCUCCGGGACACGGCAUAUCGUGCCAUUGCCGAUCACGCUCGGGCACUAUCCUUUGCCAUUGCCGAUGGAGCCGUGCCUAACAAUGAAGGACGGGGCUACGUCUUGAGGCGCAUUCUACGACGCGCCACUCGCUACGGACAACAAAUUCUACAAGCCGAACCGGGAUUCUUUGCCACCUUGGUCCCCGUUGUGGUGGAUAUCUUUGGAGAUGCUUACCCGGAACUCCGACAGCAGCAGGCAACGAUUCAAGAAAUUAUUGAGGAGGAGGAGCGUGCCUUUUCCAAAAUGCUCGAUCGAGGCAUCAAAUUCUUUAGCGAGUUGGAAGAAGAACUUAAAGCCGACAAAGCUUCUGUCGUGACGGGUGAAAAGGCAUUCUUCUUGUAUGAUACACUAGGAUUCCCCAUUGAUUUGACAGAACUCAUGGCAGAAGAAGCUGGAUUGAAGGUAGACUCCAAUGGCUUUGAAGCGGAAAUGACGGCGCAAAAGGAACGAUCGCGACAAGCCCAAAAAGCCGCACGGGCUGGUGGAGCAACGCAGUUGGAAUUGCAAGCGGAAGAAACGGCUCUUUUAUCCAAAUCGGGCAUUGAACCUACGGAUGAUUCGUUCAAAUACAAAUGGGACGUUAGUCUACCAGCCACCAUUAUGUCCGUCUUUCCCACGGAGGAAGGCAAUCAACGGGAAGUCAAAGCAGGUGACGUUGUAGGGUUGGUCCUGGACAAGACAUCGUUUUACGCCGAAGCCGGAGGACAAGAGGCCGAUCUAGGAACACUGGAGUUGCUGGGAGACGAUGGCGAAACCGUGAUUGGAAGGAUCACCGUCACAGAUGCCCAGGCUUAUGCUGGGUUUGUCUUGCACACCGGUGUGGUGGAUGACUUGCUGGGAGCUGAAAGCCUAACAUUGGAUCUGGGAGCCUCAGCCGUCAACUGCAAGGUGGACUAUGAUCGUCGUCGAUUGAUUGCCCCCAACCACAGCAUGACCCACGUUCUGAAUGCAGCCCUGAGGAGUAUCCUGGGCGACGCGGUCGAUCAACGCGGAAGUUUGUGCAAUGACGAAAAGUUACGAUUUGACUUUAGCCACAAAAAGGCCAUGACGCCUCAACAGGUUCAGAAAACGGAAGAAUACUGCCAACAAGUAGUCCAAAAGGCACAGCCUGUCACCAACAAAGUCAUGCCCUUGGCCGAAGCCAAGGAAAUUGAUGGAGUAAGGGCUGUGUUUGGAGAAGUUUACCCCGAUCCUGUACGAGUUGUAUCGAUUGGAGACGCUACAUCUGUUGAAUUUUGUGGAGGCACCCACCUUACCAACACUGCUGAGGCUGGCGCCUUUGUGAUUGUGGAGGAGACGGCUGUUGCCAAAGGAAUCCGUCGGAUAUCUGCUGUAACUGGAGAAAUGGCAACUGAGGCAAUCAAAGAAGGGGAGACGUUCUUGCAACAGAUCGGAGAACUGGAGGGGUUUGAUGCCAAAGACACGCCGGAUCUCGACAAACAAGCUGGAGCACUACGAAAGGAUCUGGAUGAAGCAUUCGUUUCUGCCUCUGUAAAAGCUGAAGUGCGUGGGCGAAUAGAAAAGAUACAAAAGAAGGCCAACGAAGUGAAGAAGGCGGCGUUGGCUCAACGUGUCGACAUUGUAUUGAACGCCGUCAGAGAAGAGGUGAAAGAUGCUGUGGCGGACAAGAAGAAAGUUCUUGUCUUGAAUGUUGACAUUGGGGCAGACUCCAAGGCAUCACAAAAGGUGUUGAAUGAUGUCAAGAAGGUCGCAGGAGGUGCACUGGCCUUCCUGGGCGUAAGUGAGGCAGAACCAGGCAGCGGAGGAAAGCUUUCAGCUUUUGCUAUUGUUCCAGACUCGCUCGUGGAGGCUGGGUUGAAAGCAGACGAAUGGAUUCGAGCAACGCUGGAAACAUGUGGAGGGCGAGGUGGCGGAAAGCCUGGCAAUGCUCAGGGACAGGCGCAGGAAUGUACGGAUGUUGGCGCGGUUAUAGAUGCCGCCAAUUCAUUUGCAGAAUCCAAGGCGACAUCGGUGGCAUGAUAAGAAAAUCAUAGCUCUUUGAUAAACUAAAAGCAUGCAUAUGGAGAUCG